Molecule: messenger RNA, 2130 nt
Organism: Bipolaris oryzae ATCC 44560
Lineage: Eukaryota; Fungi; Ascomycota; Dothideomycetes; Pleosporales; Pleosporaceae
Exons: 5
Coding region: 1-2130 (709 amino acids)
Biological process (GO): lipid metabolic process
Cellular component (GO): cytosol
Molecular function (GO): acetoacetate-CoA ligase activity
Source: RefSeq, a predicted model, not a curated record
AUGCCGCGUAAACUAUGGGAGCAUCCAGAUCCAACGUCGACGGCCAUGUGGAAAUUCAUGCAAAAUGCGAAUGCUAAGUAUGGGCUGAAGAUGGAGGCAAGUCACCAACCUCUUCAUUUUGAGAGCUACCGUGAUUUGUACGCGUGGAGUGUUGGCCCAAACCGAACUGAUUUCUGGAACGACGUGUGGACGAUAUCCAACUUGAUCCAUUCUGGUUCUUACAAUCAGGUCGUCGACACCUCAACUCCAAUGGAAGAAAACCCCCACUGGUUCCACGGCACAUAUCUCAACUUUGCAGAAAACAUCCUCUUUACCGCAUCUGACACGGACUCGUCGCGUUGUACUACCCUCUACAAAGAAGAUGACAAAAUCGCGUUGACGGAGAUCCGAGAAGGAAAUACAGAUGUCGCGCAUCUAACUUGGGGCGAGCUUCGCCGGCGCGUGGGUCUCCUCUCCAAUGCGCUGCGUGCAAAGGGUGUGCAGAAAGGAGAUCGAGUCGCCCUCAUUGCGUCUACCAGUUUCGACACGUUCAUCGUUUUCAUGGCUACAGUCAGCUUAGGCGCGCUCUUCAGCUCUAGCAGUACCGACAUGGGCGCAAAAGGCAUUCUCGAGCGCCUCGUGCAGAUCAAGCCAAAAUAUGUCUUUGUGGACGACUGGGCUGUGUACAAUGGCAAGACGAUCGAUCUGCGGCCCAAGAUUAGCCAGCUUGUUGCUGGUAUGCAGGACGUACCGGAAUUCGAAGGCGUAGUAACACAGCCCCGGUUUCGUGGCUGCCCAGCAGGCAUAGAAGGGCUGGGCAGUACGCAGACACUGGCGACUUUUCUGGAAGCUGCGCAGGGAAAUAAGGGUCUUGUUUUCGAGCGAGUUGCUUUUCGCGACCCUUUCCUGAUUGUGUAUUCUAGUGGGACGACGGGUGUGCCGAAAUGCAUUGCGCAUUCGACUGGCGGCGUGCUGGUCAACGUGUGCAAAGAGAGUAUUCUGCACAAGGAAGUGACGCCGGAAAGUGUGGUGCUGCAAUAUACAACCACUGGCUGGAUCAUGUACCUAGUAUCCAUCCAAAUCCUCCUCUUCGGCUGCCGCAGCAUCCUCUACGACGGCUCUCCCUUCCGCCCAACCCCCCAAGCCUUCCUCUCCAUCCUCUCCUCACAACGCGUUACAGACUUCGGUACAUCCCCCCGCUUCCUACACGAGCUCCAGAAAAGGAAUAUCCAGCCACGCUCACUGUUCGACCUGUCGCACCUCAAAAGCGUAGGCACAACGGGCAUGGUACUCCCCGAAGCGCAAUUCACUUGGUUCUAUGACGACGCCUUCCCUGCCUCCGUCCACCUCAGAAACAUUUCCGGCGGCACCGACAUUGCGGGUCGGUUCGGCAUGGAAAACCCCUUAGAACCCCUCUACGCAGGCGGAUGCCAAGGUCCCUGCUUGGGCACAAAAGUCGAAGUCUACAACGCCCUGGUCCCUAGCGGCCAUGCGGGAGAAGCAGUCCCAGACGGUGUGGCGGGCGAGCUAGUCGCCACGGCCUCGUUUCCCAACCAGCCCGUUUGCUUUUGGGGCGACGACGCCGCAGGGAAAAAGUACAAGGCAGCGUACUAUGCGCGCUUCCCGAAUGUCUGGACACACGGCGACUUCAUCCAGAUGCACCCCGUCACGGGCCAGAUAUUCUUUCUUGGCCGUGCAGACGGCGUGUUGAAUCCGAGUGGUGUGCGCUUUGGGUCCGCAGAUAUUUACAGUGUCAUUGAAGCGCAUUUCCCAGAGGUCGCGGAUUGCAUUGUUGUGGGGCAGCGCCGCCCGCAGGAUGCGGAUGAGAGUGUCAUGUUGUUUUUGAAAAUGGCUAGGGGGUGUGAGUUUAGAGAGGGGUUGGUCGAGCGGAUUAAGAGUAAGAUUGCGGAAGAGAGGAGUAAGAGGCAUGUUCCGAGGUUUGUGUUUCAGACUUGGGAGAUUCCGACAACCGUAAACCUCAAAAAAGUCGAACUCCCCGUCAAGCAAAUUGUCUCAGGAAAAAAGAUCAAACCCAGCGGCACACUGCUAAAUCCGCAAUCGCUAAAGUUCUACGAGCAAUUCGCUAACGUGGAAGAGGUGGUCACGAGGCUGAAUAAAGAGAAGAAGGUUAGGAGGAGAUGUACGUUGUAG